UGUAGUGAAUGGUGUUAUGGAUACGUUAUUAAUGACACUGCUCUCUGUUGCCAGCAUUUGUAACAAUCAGUAGAUUUUGAAAUUAUUACUAGUGCGUUGCUUGACACUGGCAGUCUCUUCAUGACAGCACCACCAAAGAGCCUUUAUAACAGUGCUUACCGAUCGCGAAGAAUUUCCAGGGUAGUUCCGUUCCGUUACCGAUUCCAUAAAGAACAUUUUGUGGUAUCGUCAGAGUGCGCGGUAUCCACCUUAACUAUCCGCAUCAACUGGGAUCCGUGACGUGACAUAAAAACGGGAACAUCGUCCAUUGCAUCCCAAGAUAACAAUCAAGACCGGACAAUUAGCUAAGAGAACCGAUAUUAAUAUCGUAUUCGGUUAGCUCUGCAAAUACCAAUCAUUUGCAUUACAAUUAAUAGGACAAAAAGAUUAAGUAGGCUUUGUGACUUUACCUAAAUCUUCCGGCUUCCGGAGUCGGCCAAACUACUUCGUCUCUAGUCGCUCAUCCUCUUCCACCGUUCCGGCGGAAUUCAGGAACGACCAUGUAAUUAUUCCAUGGAGGCCGAGCGCUUUCUCAGCCGGCUUCACAUCCACAUCACAAUUAACUAGUGCGAAAGAGUAGCCCAACGGCAACCAUCAUCGGGAAAGCCAGCGCUAAAGAACUUGUCCUGAUCGUUGUAGACGUUAAGCUGAAGAAACAAACAAACAAACAAAUUCAACGCACCGACCAUGUUUGCCGCUUUUUCCGCUGUUUCCACAGAAUUUCCACAAAAUAAUUCCGUCAGGGCAGAAGUUUGUCGUUAGAGCCACGCAAUAAUGCCGCUGGGGUGACUUCUGCACCGCAUACGGACUGCAGUCCAGGCAACGCUGUCCUUUCCAAGUCAUGACGUGCGUCAGCGGCUUUGGCGGCUUCAGGCAGACCGUGCAGUUCAUUACGAACUUACAACUGCUGACUGCAGCAACACUUGCAUAUUUCACUGGGCAGUCAAUGACUCAAUUAUUUCCGGAGCUCCGUUGUUUGUUUCAUGCACCCAUCUCGAAUGUCUCUGCUCUCCGUCAUACUCUUAAGGUGGAUACGCGCCUCCGUAGCGAUAGCCUUGGCCAAGCUUAUGCGGAGCGCUGUAUCUGCCAACGACUCAUCUUCGUGGCUAAAACUGCUUUCCGCUCCCUCAGCGAUCCUCUCUCUCCCAGGCGCUAGUAAAAAGUCUCGGAAAACCUCCAUCACAUCGCACAUCCGGGACCAGAUCGCUAAAUUUGAGAGCGGCGAACUUGACGAUGAAGAACCCAAAGCCGCCCCUGGUAAGCCUCGGCGCGCUACUCCCGAGGACGAGAUCGCCCGUCGAGUGGGUAUUCAGAUUGAUGAUUUUAACGUCAGUGGAGCGGCACGCACUCUGCUCUUGUCGGACUCUGUAGCUGAUAGUACCCCGAUUGUAAUAGAAUCAAUGAAGCUUAAACACCCAGCUGCCCCGUUACCUACACCGCCGCCCGAUCCCCCAGCCUCUAGUUUCGCCCCUCUUACCCCCGCUGAGGUUUUAUCUGUCCUAGAGGCGAUGCCUCGUGGCAGCGCAGGAGGCCUGGAUUACCUGCGUCCCCAACAUUCGCUGGACCUAAUUGGGGCAAGAAUGGAUGACGCCGCAUCUAGUUUGUGUGACGCUCUGACGGACCUGCUCAACCUUAUCUUAGCAGGCAAAGCUCCUCCUGAGGUGGUUCCACUCUUGUGUGGCGCUCGACUGGUUGCCUUGCGUAAAAAGGAUGGUGGCUUGCGCCCGAUCGCCGUAGGAAAUAUAUACCGCCGUAUUGCUGCCAAGGCGGUGGAUAUCCGAAUUAGGCCAGUCACAGCGGAGAUUCUACAACCACAUCAACUAGGCCCCGGAGCAAAGAGAAGAGUCGAAGGAAUUAUCCACGCAGCUAGAGGUUUCCUCAGGAAACCUCUAGCUUUCCUGCUCCAAUAUAGUAGCGGCCUUAAAGCUCUUCUAAAAAUCGAUUUCACCAACGCCUUCAACUGCGUCUCACGCGAGGAAGUGCUGCGGAUAACGGCUGAAGUCAUACCGGAAUAUUACGGCUUUGUGAAAAUGUGCUACGGUUCAUAUUCUUCGCUGUUCUUAGGUGAAACAAUAAUUGCCUCGCAGUCUGGCGUGCAGCAAGGGGAUCCUCUUGGUCCGGUCUUGUUUUGUUUAGUACUUCAGUUCGUCAUCGACAAGCUAAACGCUUACCUGAACGCUUGGUACAUGGAUGAUGGGACAUUAGGAGGAACACCAUCGGAAGUGAUCCGCAACUUCCUGCUGCUGAUAGUGGAAGCUAAGAAAGUCGGCCUGGAAGUCAACAUCGCCAAGUGCGAACUGUUUUUGUGCGGGGGCACCGAAGCACAGCGUUCAUCGGCCGCUAACGAGUUCACCAGUUUAUUCCCUGGAAUAGCUUUAGUAACAGCGGAUAAGCUAAAUUUGCUGUGAUCCCCUCUUCUACCAGCCGCCAUAAUCCCGAUGAUCAAUGAAAAAAUCAACCACUUGGGAAUUAUGUGCGGCCGUUUGCAGCUUAUUCCUAAACACCAAGCCCUGUUCCUGUUGAAGAACUGCCUUGGGGUGCGAAAAAUAGUACAUAUCUUGCGCACUUCCCUCGCAUGGAUGUUUCCACAAGAGCUGUACAGACUGGACCAGGUAUUUCGCGAAGCAGUUGAGACCAUCACCAAUGUAAAGAUGGAUCACCCAACAUGGCUGCAGGCCUCCCUUCCCGUUCGUUUCGGGGGUUUGGGAAUCAGACGAACUGAGAAGCUAGCUCCUUCUGCCUACUUGGCAUCGGCUACUUCGUUACACCCACUGAUUUCCAAGCUGUGCCCGAAACUGACGGCAACGGAUGUUACUACCGCCACCCGCGCCUGGAAGUUAGAGGCCGACACCGAUGAAAUUCCGGCGCAAGCCAUCCGACACGUCCAGAAAGCCUGGGACACUCCUGUGACCCUAAAUGCGUUUUCAAGGCUGACUACGCUACGGACUUUACCGGAGGAAGUCGCGCACCUGAAGGCGGUAUCAGUCCCGGAAUCAGGUGUGUGGAUUCAUGCUUUACCCGCAGCCUGCCUUGGUAUCUCCUGGAGGACAAUGCCUUCCGCAUCAGUGUUGCUUUGCGUCUGGGAGCACCAAUAGUACUCCACAUGUGUGCGUUUAUGGAGGGUUGGUCGACGAGUUAGGCCGGCAUGGACUUCGCUGUAAGCGGUCUGCCGGAAGACUACCACGACAUGACGGAAUCAGUGCGGAAUUUGCCUGAGGCUUGAAGUCAGCCGGUUUUCCCUCUAGAAUGGAACCAAAAGGUCUGUCUGUGAAGGAUAGGAAAAGGCCGGACGUGAUCACACUAAUACCGUGGGCGCGCGGAAAACCGCUGGCCAUAGACGUCACCUGCGUAGACACGCUGGCGGUUUCCUAUAUCGACCGCACUUCCGUGAACGCCGGCGCAGCAGCCGAACUCGCAGAAAGGAAGAAACUAGCGAAACACGCUUGGAUGCAAGCAAGAUACGAUUUCGUUGCUGCAGCCAUCGAAAUUUACGGACCUUAUGGAGACGGUACUAAAAAGCUAGUGGAAACGGUUGGAAACGGUAUAGCAACUUCAACUGGCCAAAAGCGGGCGAAAGAGUUUUUUAAACAGCGAAUAUCUAUGCAAAUACAACGGGGAAACGCGAUUUGUGUAAUGGGUACGAUCCCCGAUCAGGAUUGCAUAGAGGAAGUGAUUCUUUUGUAAAUGCCGUUUUGUUCUGGUGCAUAGUUUGUACCCGUACCAUGAUACUUAUUAAAGGUUUGGCCGUAGGUGGAUA
This is a messenger RNA of Paramacrobiotus metropolitanus, 3796 nucleotides long. RefSeq lists its product as uncharacterized. Lineage: Eukaryota; Metazoa; Tardigrada; Eutardigrada; Parachela; Macrobiotidae. Bases 1023 to 2447 code for a protein of 474 amino acids. The transcript is spliced from 4 exons. The record is from RefSeq and is a predicted model, not a curated record.